UAUUAAUGUCUAUGGAUGGUUAUGGUCUGUCACUGUUGUUGUCAUGUUGUUGUGAUAUUAUUUUUGUCUUAUCCUUUCCCUCUGUAAAUACUUGAGUUUAUAUUUUCACUUUAAAAUAUAAAAUACCAACAAAUCUAUAGUACUUUUACACCACCAUGUCGUUCGAAAGUUUCGGAGUUAUCAACGAUUUAGCUCCAGUGUUUCGCCCAUACGUGCAAAAUGUAUACCAAGAUUUGAAACUUGGUUUAUGUAAAACUAAAGUUGACUUUGAGAGAAUAUCUGGAAAUUUAGAAGGGGGUGAUUGUCAAUUGCGGAUUGUGCUACCAUACUGUUCUAAGAAACUUAAAUGGGAAGUUAUAUUUGACAGUACAUCACCUUGGUUCGCGCCGGAUUUUAGAUUUGAUGAUGAUACUUUUUUGGCGAAGAUAGAGGCAAAUUUUCUUGAAGAAAAAGUACCAAGUCUGUUUAAAUGGAAUGAAAAUGAUCCCAAGGCACUUAGUGAUGUCUUGUCAGAACUCAUCAGUUUGUAUAAACUUCAUCAUAUAAAAAAACUAAAUGAAGAUGAGAGUUCUCGAGCCUACUUUGAAUACAGUGCUUUGCUUGGAGAUGCAUUAACAUCUGAGAAGGACAUAGAAGUAUGGGUUGGCAACCAUGUUGUGGAGUUUUUAAUAAGACUUAAUGUAGAUACAUCAAGAUUACCAGAAUUAUACUGUGAUGGAACUGAACAGAAUCCAGCUAUUGACACAGCAUUAUUAUUAGUCAGAUAUCCAAACUCAACAAAUGCUGAAUUGAUUAUGUCACCUACACUGACCAACUCACUUGGAAAUAUCAACCUGCCUUUAAUGCAUCAAUCUGGGGUCCUAAUGGAUUAUGUACCUAUGGUGACUGAUUUACUAAACAAUAAGAUUCGAGAUUUGCUCAAUAAUGAAAAAUUAAAACGAGAUUUAUUAGCACAACUGAUUGUUAAAUAUGAAGGUGCUGUACUGGAACAUGACGCAAAUAAUGCAGCUUUCUUAUUUGAAAUGAACAAUUUUCACUGGAUCCUGCAGAUAGACAUUGGGGUCAAGUUUCCAGAGAAGCCUCCAGUAUUAACCUUGAGAUCAAUUUACCAUUGCACUAAAGGAAAACCAAUGUACAAAGUUCUACCAAGCUGUCCAUACAAUAAUUUUGAAGGAUACAUUGAACAACAAGUUGAAAUAUUCAAAAAUGAAUGUAUGGGAACACCAUCUAUUAACCAACUAGUCAGUAUAGAUAACUGAGCAUUUCGUUUUCAAUUGUAACUAUAAUUUAAGGAUUAAAAAUAAAAGAUCAUUUAUUUCAACUUCA
Messenger RNA from Trichoplusia ni (cabbage looper), 1326 nucleotides. Its product is annotated as BRISC and BRCA1-A complex member 2-like. Gene Ontology annotation, biological process: double-strand break repair. The coding region runs from base 156 to 1259 and encodes 367 amino acids. The record is from RefSeq and is a predicted model, not a curated record. The transcript has 7 exons. Lineage: Eukaryota; Metazoa; Arthropoda; Insecta; Lepidoptera; Noctuidae. Gene Ontology annotation, cellular component: BRCA1-A complex; BRISC complex.